CGGAAUGACGGACUGACGGAAUGACGGACUGACGGACUGAUGGACUGACGAAUUGACGAACUAACUAACUGAUCGACUACCCGACGGGUAAGCCUGCUGCGUGACUGACUGACUAAGGCAUGGUCGUAAUGCCUGACUGGCUGACCGACAGACAGACGGACGAACCGACCAACCGACGGACGGAGGGGCGCACUGAUAGAACUUACACUGCUAUCGCGCUUCGUCGAACCACAAUAACUGAACAAACAGCCGCUCGAAUCGGUGGCGGAUGAACUUCAGGUGCAGAGACUCUGUUAAUCGGAGUUUUCUUUCUUUCCUCUGUUCUCGUUAUAGUAUCGACAAGGAAAAACGCAAUGGAGGUGGCAGGGCCACAUAUACAACCAGCGUAGCAGUGAAAUACGAUGGAAACAACACGUGGUUAAACCCCGCUAUGUUUAAGAGCAUCUGUGAUGUGGACGUCACAAACUUCCCUUUCGAUGACCAGGAAUGUUCGCUCAAAUUUGGCUCUUGGACUUCCGAUAAAUUUAAGAUCGAUCUGGUUGCCAAAAACAUCAUUGCACUCAACAGAUACUACGUUAACAAUGGCGAAUGGAAACUUUUGAAUUUGUCGGCGAAAAGAAACGCGCAAAAAUAUCAGUGCUGUCCCCACGAGUUUGUGGACAUAACGGUACGAAUAAACAUCCGAAGGGAAUCACUAGAUUACAUCCUGAAGUUGAUUAUUCCAUGCUCGCUGAUCUCUUCCAUGAUAUUUUUAGGGUUUGUUCUUCCACCCGAGUCCGGUGAACGCAUUGGACUGAGUAUCACAGUUCUUUUGGCCAUGACGGUGUUUCAACAACUUAGUUCCGAGCUUAUGCCAUCAUACGGUUUUCCUCUGCUUGGGCAGUUCUACUUUGCAAUCAUGUUAGAAAUCGGGGCUUCUCUAGCAGUUACGACGCUUAUUUUAAACUUUUAUCAUCGCAACAGACGAAGAAUGCCCAAGACCACGAGAAAAGUGAUUCUGCGGUGGCUUGCGCGUUUGUUGUUUCCUUGUCAAAAACCGAAGGAUUGGAGCGAAAUUCAUCGAAGAAGCACCGCUAUGCGACGGAUGGCCACAAACUUCAUAGAUUUGGAAGCCAAGGGGUAUCUUAGCAGCAGCGAUGCAGCAUCUUGUGAAAGCGCCUUUUACCGCUCAAAGGAGAAAAGCGCGCGGCGUGACCCGCACGAGCAUAAAUGGGCUAUGCAGGAGUCUGGGGACGUACGCGACGGUAGCCGUGGAAACCACUCAUUCUGUGAUCUCGGGGUCUCCUGCAAAAACGACUGUUACAAUAACAGGGGUCUCACAAAGCACCGGUCAAAAAAGAACAGAGACGGUCAGACCCGACACAAAAAUUGCGGUCACAAUGGAAAGAAGAGGCUUUCAUCAACAAAACUGCUCAACAGACAACUGACAACGGAUUCAUUGCCUUUUAGAGGUAAUGUCCUGGACUGUUCUGAAGAGAAGAUGAAGAAUCAAAAGGAGUGGAUAAAGGCAGCGCGUGUUUUGGACAGACUCUUUUUAAUCAUUUCCAUUAUUGUUUCCAUCGUCACUCUCCUGAAAAUCUUCUUGCGUGCUCCGAGAUUCCAUCUCAAAUGAGAUGAGAAGGGUCUCCUUCGAGUAGAACACGUGAAAAGGGCCACAAUCCCCUCUCUAUCCUCCUCUAAGAAAAAAAUUCCAAUUUUGUGUUAUAGAUUGUUCGACAUCUAAAAAUAAUAUCCAAUAGCUGCGUACGGAGAUGGUUUAGAGACGGACCAUUAUUAAUUGGGGGGGUGGAGGU
Orbicella faveolata is the source of this 1793-nucleotide messenger RNA. Its product is annotated as neuronal acetylcholine receptor subunit alpha-10-like. NCBI's taxonomy places the organism in Eukaryota, Metazoa, Cnidaria, Anthozoa, Scleractinia, Merulinidae. Gene Ontology annotation, molecular function: transmembrane signaling receptor activity; extracellular ligand-gated monoatomic ion channel activity. The record is from RefSeq and is a predicted model, not a curated record. Gene Ontology annotation, cellular component: membrane. Gene Ontology annotation, biological process: monoatomic ion transmembrane transport.